AUGAUCGUGGUGUGUAAAUUGACUCAGCAAACAAAAAAAAAACGUAAUAGUUCUCCUGUGCUCCUUGAUCAGGGAAGCUGGACACAGCCCAUUGAGAGAAUAGAUGGACAAACGAGAGAUGUCUCCUGUCGCAGGUCCGAUCUCUGGACUUGUAGCAGCUACGUUCACUCCACUCACUCCACAAGGCGACCUUAACCUGGCGCUGAUUGGACAGUACAUCGACUACCUGGUUGAGAAACAGGGCGUGCGGACUGUGUUUGUAAACGGGACCACAGGUGAAGGCUGCUCACUAAAUCUGGAAGAGAGGAAACAGGUGGCAGAGGAAUGGUGCCGUCAGGGCAAGGGGAAACUUGACCAGGUCAUUAUUCAUGUUGGCUGUUUGAGUCUAAAGGACUCUCAGGAGCUGGCGCGUCAUGCUGCUGUGGUCGGAGCUGACGCAAUUUCCCUCAUCUCCCCAUUCUUCUUUAAACCCACCAGUGCAGAGGCUCUGAGGGUGUUCCUGAGGGAGGUGGCUUCAACAGCACCAGAACUACCCCUCUACUACUACCACAUACCCACCAUGACGGGAGUGAACCUGGAGGCGCGAGAGGUUUUGGAAGGGAUCGAGAAGCAGGUUCCCUCCUUCAAAGGGCUCAAGUUCAGUGGGACAGAUCUGAUGGACCUGGGCCAGUGUGUCUGCUACUGCCGGUCUCGGGGCUGGGCGCUCAUGUAUGGAGUGGAUGAGCAGCUACUGGGCGCAGUGUCAAUGGGAGUCACGGGAGCUGUGGGAAGUACAUACAACUACCUGGGUAGUGUUGCGAACAGUAUGCUGGGUGCCUUUGACAGUGGAAAUAUCGCUCUUGCCAGAACCAUCCAGCAUAAGAUGCAGGAUGUCCUGGCAUUCGCCAAGAGUCUUGGUUUUGGUCUGGCAGUAAACAAGCAGGUGAUGAGUGAGGUUUCGGGUCUGCCCAUGGGACCCCCGCGGCUGCCUCUGCUGGCCUCUCCACCGGUCCAGGCACGCGCUAUUGCUCAGAAGCUCCAGCAGGUCCUCGGGGAGUAACACGCCGCCGCCGCCACCACCAUCGUCUAAACACAGAUAACCCAGCGCCAAGCCGGGGCGGGACCAAGGAUCUGCCGUAUCAACUUGUAGGUGCAGGACUUCCUGUUUGCUGAUUCAUUGUCGGGAGCCGCAGGAGCCGUGACUGGCUAGUGUGAGCUUUCUUAAUUACUAUGAUUUUAAGGUUUUAUAGGUUGCUAAAUGCGUAAUAAGCCAGCCUAUCACGGAACAUUUUGAUCAAUGUCACUAACAAGGUUAACUCUAAUCAGUAGUGUUAGGGAUGUGUCGGAAAGCUUCUCUUACUUAAAACUAACAUGGUGCCUGUGAUAAACUGUUGUAAACAAAGCUGUUGUAAACUGUUGUAAACUUUACACCACUUCAGUUUAUAUACUGUACCAGAUGGAUAUUCUGGACUUGAAUUAAGCCAAAACUAAAGUUUAAAGCCCACAAUCACAGUAAGAAUAUGUACUAAAGUCACAUUUAUUCAGAGGCUUUGAACAGUGUGCUGCUGCAGGAACUUCUGUUGUUGUUCUUCUUCCCAAAGCCGCUAGGGUUAGGACCAUCCGGAAUAUCGGAGACAGAGUCCAGUGUGAAUCCUCCCUCUACAGUCAUGGAAAGCUUUUUUUGACCAACGUUGAACGGGUCUCAUUCCAGUUUGCACACCUGUUUUUGAACGGUGUGGCAUAUUUCCACCAAAAUUAAACAGAUUCCAGAACCCAAAAACUUCCUUUCCAGCUGGAAGCAAAACAUAAUAGCUUUUAAGCGUGAACCGUGACGUCAUCUGACGUGUCCUUUAACGGCCUUUGGUGAUGAUGCGUCCUUGGUUCCAGUAAAAAGGUUCUGAGAAAUCGGAAUGGACCCAGUUUAACAACUGUAGUUGUUUAGGUCUAAAAGGGCUUAGGGUGAGCUUUGUGCAACAGCGUUUUUGGGAAUAAUAUUCAUAUGAUUGGAUCAUCAAUCCUUAUCUAAAUAAUACCAACAGACCAGAGAAAUUCAGCCAUGGUUUGUGAAAUCAACUUCUGGUCAUGAAAUUUGUGAUCACUGGCAAAUGUCAUUUUUUUUUAGCCAUUUAGUGGUUACGCCUGACUUCUAAUUGCGUGGACAUCCCCUGGAUCUCAAAGGCUGUGAUAUAAAUGUUUGUUUAUUGUUAUAUGACAUCAUUGAUCGACCAGCGAUUACACUAUCCAGCAGCAUAGUUUUUACACAAGACACAUAUGUGUAAGAAUAUCUUGUUUACAUAAACUGUAUUUCGUCAUCA
This is a messenger RNA of Electrophorus electricus (electric eel), 2294 nucleotides long. It is a transcript of the gene npl, whose product is annotated as N-acetylneuraminate pyruvate lyase (dihydrodipicolinate synthase). Gene Ontology annotation, molecular function: lyase activity. Lineage: Eukaryota; Metazoa; Chordata; Actinopteri; Gymnotiformes; Gymnotidae. The record is from RefSeq and is a predicted model, not a curated record.